This is a messenger RNA of Andrographis paniculata, 1178 nucleotides long. RefSeq names its product transcription initiation factor IIA subunit 2-like. Bases 300 to 623 code for a protein of 107 amino acids. The transcript has 3 exons. Lineage: Eukaryota; Viridiplantae; Streptophyta; Magnoliopsida; Lamiales; Acanthaceae. Gene Ontology annotation, molecular function: TBP-class protein binding; RNA polymerase II general transcription initiation factor activity. Gene Ontology annotation, biological process: transcription initiation at RNA polymerase II promoter; RNA polymerase II preinitiation complex assembly. The record is from RefSeq and is a predicted model, not a curated record. Gene Ontology annotation, cellular component: transcription factor TFIIA complex.
UGAAAACGGGGAAUGGCAGUAUCGUCUUUAUGUUAUUAUGUAGCUCCGCCUAUAUAAUCCCUCUUCUAUAAAACUUAGGGUAUAAAAGUUGCAGAGUUCCUCCACGCUUUUCUGCGCUGCUCUGCAUAUUUCUCCAUCUACAAAUGCAACAAACCUUAGCAAAUUUCCUGCAUCCAUUAGAGAUCGAAAGAACGGGUUUUUGGUUUUACCUUUAUGGUUGAAAUAUUUUUUAUCUGAAUCCGUUUCGAAAGUAAAAUUUUGGUUUUGGUUCUGUAAGGAUAUCCUGCUAUCGGAGAAUAAUGACGUCUACUUUCGAGCUCUACAGAAGGUCAACUAUUGGGAUGUGCUUGACUGAAACAUUGGAUCAGAUGGUUUCCGGUGGAAUUUUGAGUCCUGCUCUCGCCAUUAAAGUCUUAAUUCAGUUCGACCAGUCAGUGACUGAAGUUAUAGACAAUGAGGCGAAGAGCAAAAUUUCCAUUAAGGGACAUCUUCACACGUACCGUUAUUGUGACAAUGUUUGGACCUUCCUCUUGCAAAAUGCUCAGCUUAAAAGUGAGGAAGGGCAGGAAACUGUUGAAUCAUUGAAGAUUGUUGCGUGCGACUCCAAGUUACUAACAGAGUGAAAAGUGAAUUGUAUGCUGGUUGGCACAACAACGCUGCUGUAAGAGACAGAUCCUGCCAAAGAUGGGCUUUAUCCCAAUGCAAUCCCAGAUACUGUCGGUAUUUUCUUGUAAUAACAUUGAAUAAGGGGUGGGGUGGGGUGGGGUGGGGUGAUUCUACACUGUGAUUUUGAUUAGAUGAAUGGAUGACAUUUAUAUCCAAUCCUUCUCUAUUAUGAACUUCACUUAUUAAGUAAUUAAGGAUGUGUUAUUGUGACCCUAUUAUUAAGGAAUACUUGUAAAUCUUCAUACGUAUGUAUAUUGGAGGCUCUGUUGAUAUGAUGCUCUAAGGCGUCAUACUGUUUUGGCUUCUUAGAGCAGACACAGUGAUUCAUUGUUCUUUUAAUUUUAUGCAAUUACCUACCACUUUCAUAUUUGUAUAGGGAUGAAUGCAGCCUUUGAAGUGAGUGAAGAGGCAAGUUCAAUCGACCCCCACCCGGUAAGAGUCGAUGCAAAUGUUAGACAGAGGGUGUGGGUGUGGCCGUUGGGGUGGGUGGUUGGUUGUUCCUAUGUUUAUAA